Molecule: messenger RNA, 855 nt
Organism: Scylla paramamosain (green mud crab)
Lineage: Eukaryota; Metazoa; Arthropoda; Malacostraca; Decapoda; Portunidae
Exons: 6
Coding region: 1-855 (284 amino acids)
Source: RefSeq, a predicted model, not a curated record
AUGGCCUGUAACUCCAAUAAGUGGCGCUUCUUCAUCGAGAGCUCAGACAUCGUGGCACACGACCAUAAGAGGGACUGGCCAUUGUGGACCGAGUUUAGUGUUUGGAAGAACAACGUCAAUUGGGAGCCAUUGCUGGAACCCAGAAAGGUGUCUGCGGCAAAAGCGGAUGUCGGUGUAGUCACACAAAAAAAAGGGGGCAUGGAGUGCAAGGAGUUCCCCAAGAAGCUCACUAGAAUGAAGAAAGCAGCGUGGAACAGCUUUAUCGCAGUGGUUUUUGGCUUCUUGGGGAAUCACAAAGCCGAAAACUAUGUAGAACUUGUUGAGACCUUGAUCAGUUCCAUUGUGGAAAAUAUUAAGGAUCGGAGUCAGAGUAUUCAUACUGAACAAAUGAAGUCCAACAUAGAACAACAGAAACAAGCCCAAAAAAUGAUCGAUAAUUCUGUGAAGAGAUUUCAACCAGCCAAGGUAGGGGAAACUGUGAUGGUUCCUGUUCCAUUAGUUGACCGCGGACGUGCAGAGUUUCCUAAUGUGAAGGCAGUUGUUUUUCAGGCAUUGGACAAUGGCACAUAUAAGCUUGGUACAAAACACGGCCUGCUUAAACAAGUGUACACUCGCAACCAAUUUACUCCAUGUCUAGAAAAAUUCCUUUCUCUUGAUGAUGUUGUACAGGAGCGGGAAGUAAGUCUGCGGGAAGUAGCAAUUGCAGAAUCAAUGGGACAAGAUCUGCGCGAGGGUAUGAAAGGCAGCAAUGGAACUACCACUUCAGACAGGUGCACGGAUUGCGAUUUGUGUCAACUCAACUUUUUCCUGCGCUACAGUGGGAAACUCAGGGAUCUGUUUAUCUUAAUUUUGUGA